Molecule: messenger RNA, 1098 nt
Organism: Ectocarpus sp. CCAP 1310/34
Lineage: Eukaryota; Phaeophyceae; Ectocarpales; Ectocarpaceae
Source: the annotation of a GenBank genome assembly
CCCUACCUGUGAGCAACCCACCAGCAACAGCAUACCCCUACAAGCUUUUAGUACCAUGAGUAAUCGCGCGGUCUCCCGCGGUGUAGCAACCUCAACGGUGGCGCCGCCCCAAUCGCAAGCGCGCCGGACCACGGGCUGUGCAAGCGGCAACGUGCGCCACAACACGCGAGGUGCCGCUCGUUCAGCACGACGUGCUGCGCCUUCUGCGCCAGAACAGGAGGAAGAGGAGGAAGAGGAAGAAGAGGAAGGAGAGGAAGAAGAGGAGGAAGCUGCCAACCCUGGCGAUAGUAGCGAAUAUGAUGAUGAUGGCAGCAGCAGCAGCGAAAGUAGCAGUGACAGCGACGUGGAGGUGGUGCCACCUCGUGGCGCUGCCAGGACUGCAGCUCAGCCAGCCGCGGCCGAACCUCCCGCCAAAAAGGCCCGAGCGAGCUCCAGCGCCAAGGCCAAGUCAUCAAAGAGUGCCUCCAUCUGGGCGGACUUCAAGCUUGACCCAGCGGACAACAACUUUGCGUUUUGCAAGAUCUGCCCUCGUGGAGCAAAACAUAAGGGACGUUUUGUAGGGCGUGUGGGGGUUGCUGGCGGCAGCACCUCCGCCAUGCACAAGCACAUGAACGGAUCUCACGGCGGGGUGAUGGCGUCUCGUCAGGAGGGGUCGGGCGGGACCAAGGGCCAGCAGCGUCUGGACGGCAAGGUUAUCGUUGCACCUAACUUCCUUCGCGAGUCCAUCUUCUGGAUGCUCAUGACUUACUCGUCGCUCCGGAGCCUUGAGAACCCCUGGUUUCGGAGGAUGAUUGCGUCCAUAUCCCCGAACGUCAAAACGACAUCGCGGUGCAUGAUCUACGAGGAGAUGAACAAGAUGGAGGUGAGUGACAUACCACAGAUGCACUAGUGUACAUCAGGGUGGAAAACGAAACACGUUCCGAACUGCACCUGGCCUCGCGGCCCUUUCACCUUUCUGCAUUAUGGGUGUAUAGUGUUUGGAUAGGGUUAGUCGUUACGAUCACUAGGUUUGCGUCGAAAGCGGAGGAGAGAGACGGCGCGGCGCCGAUGUCGUGAAAGCAUGAAAUGCUUUGGCCAAUCACACACGCAGUACACAAC